UUUUACUGAUAAAAAUAAUUAAUGGAAACUAAUGAAGUUGGAGAAUAAACUUAAAUUAAGUUACAAUUCUCGUCCACGUUAAAUUCCUGAAAAAACUAUUGCGUCUUAAGAAAUCUCGAAUUUCUUUUCUUCCCUGCAAUGUAAACAAGUCGGUACCCCUCCGUGCCCCGAUGUGGCGCCCAUUGAAAGCUGCACGCCUGCUUUGCAUCAGAUGAUCCAAAAGCGGCAGCCCCGAAAUAGCCUCAGUCGGUCGAGUGAGCGAGAAUGGAGAGCUACCGCUGUCCCGUGUGUCUGCACUCGAGUUUUAACUCGCUGGUCGCCCUGUGGCAGGGCCUGAUGAGCGGCGCCAGUCGGCGCCUCGCGUGUCCCGUGUGCGACGAGGUGAUGCUCGGACUCGACAAACUCACCCUCCACCUGUACGGGCACCUGCCGUCGCACCCCGCGACCGCAGCCCUUCCGGACACGGCGGUGCAAAUCGCCGUGCAGACGCAGCCGAGUUUCCUCAAACCACCGUCGGCGCCACCGCUGACGGCGCCGCAACAGACGUGUCCUGCCGAAAACCAAGCGGGUGUUGUCAUUCCGUGUCCUGAUUUGGAAAUGACCAUUGGUGGCGUGGUUUGUGUGCAACAACAAGAACAACAACAUCAAUCAAUUGUACACGGUUGCAAUCAAUGUCGAGAGUGCGGUAUCUCCUUCUCCAGUCCGGAAAUGCUCGCCUCUCACACAAACCUCGUGCACCCUUGCCAACCUGGUCCGAGCGAGCAAAAAGUUGACCCCGACCAGCAGCACGCGUGUCACUUGUGCUCGCGCAAGUUCAAAAUGAAAGGUUCGCUGAUGGUCCACAUGAGGUUUGUCCACGGCGGCGCCCGAAAAGAGGCGGCGAAGCACAAAAAGCAGAGCAAACAACCGCCGUCGCCGUCGCCGCAGCAGAAUCAAAAAUCGCCGCCUAUGGUGUCACACAUAGAGUCCUCAAUGAGCAGCCCACCUUCUUUUCCCUCAUUAUCCGAUCUGAAGGAACACCUUUCUCCCAUCGAACCUUCCUUUCACGAGCAGCCAAACUCAAAUUUGGCGCCUGCAACCCCCCUGGAGUCUCCCAGUGGACAAUUGUACCAAAUCCAGCAGCCGGGCAAAGAGGACGGGAACAGCCAGAAUCAGUGGAAUCAACUCGUUUCCUCAUGUCUCAACGAGAAUUUCAAAUGGGACAAUAAGUUGUGGGAGUGUGAAGUAUGCGGCAAGAAAUUCACCACUAAGUAUUUCCAGAAAAAGCACCAGCGACUGCACACUGGAGAGCGGCCGUACCAGUGCGGGACGUGCGGCAAGAGUUUCGCCUUCCAGCAGUCCUUCCACAAACACCUGCUUUACCACACAAGCGCCAAGCCGCACGUGUGCCAGGAGUGCGGCCAGGCGUUCAAGGAGUUGUCCACGCUGCACAACCAUCAGCGAAUCCACACCGGCGAACGACCCUUCGUCUGCGAAACGUGCGGAAAGGCCUUCCGCCAGAGGGUGUCUUAUCUUGUGCAUCGCAGGAUUCACACCGGCGCCCUCCCCUACAAGUGCACCGCCUGCAAUAAAUCGUUUCGAUACAAGGUCAGUCAAAGAACCCACAAAUGCACAGCCCAGCCUCCAGGUGACCUUGUGAGGCAAAGCGACCUAGUGCAGCGAUUGAUGUCUCGGAACGCAGCUGCAACUGCCACUGCCCCCAAAGAACCAGAAGUGGAGCCUCUACAGCCUGAUCCGCCACCCCAACCUAUGGUCAUCAUUCAGCCUGCAGAGCCGCUUUUGACCAUAAAUGAGGAAUCGCUCCGGCAGCUUUUGGCCAUUUUUCCACCAAAUUGAUCAUCAAAAAAUCUGGCAUUUCCCCCGAAAGUACAAAAAUGGAUUAUUGUGUGAUAAUUUUCCCACUUAUGCAUUUCAAAAGCAACAAAUCAGUUUUGUGGCUAUAAACUAAUAAAUUUGAGUUAAGUAAUUUCAAUUUUUCUUU
Messenger RNA from Neocloeon triangulifer, 1981 nucleotides. RefSeq names its product zinc finger protein ZFP2-like. NCBI's taxonomy places the organism in Eukaryota, Metazoa, Arthropoda, Insecta, Ephemeroptera, Baetidae. The record is from RefSeq and is a predicted model, not a curated record. The coding region runs from base 265 to 1836 and encodes 523 amino acids. Gene Ontology annotation, biological process: regulation of transcription by RNA polymerase II. The transcript has 5 exons. Gene Ontology annotation, molecular function: DNA-binding transcription factor activity; RNA polymerase II cis-regulatory region sequence-specific DNA binding.